Molecule: messenger RNA, 1266 nt
Organism: Aspergillus thermomutatus
Lineage: Eukaryota; Fungi; Ascomycota; Eurotiomycetes; Eurotiales; Aspergillaceae
Product: ankyrin repeat domain-containing protein
Exons: 4
Coding region: 1-1266 (421 amino acids)
Molecular function (GO): protein binding
Source: RefSeq, a predicted model, not a curated record
AUGGUUGAGGCCGAGGAAUCCUCCGAGGCCACACCAUUGCUGCAAAAGGCGGCACCCAUCGUGUCUGCGCAGGAAUGCCGGCAACAUAAGCAACUGCUCCGAUGUUUCUUGAACUUGAAGCAGACGGUCUCAAAAACGAAAGGUCUAUUCAAGACCGAGUAUGUCCACGAAAUUAAAACUGAACUAGACCCGAUAGCCCGACAGUCCACGGUGGAGGAACGUCGAUGGUCAAUCUAUGUCUCACGGGCUAUCCAUCGAUUUUCCGUUUGGUGGACUCAUUUACCAGCCCUAGGCACGCCAGGGCUUGAAUCAAGUCAAUUAUCGGAAAAGCCGUACGGGCAGCAUGGCGGAUGGGCAUGGACAAUGGAUCAGAUGCCUCCAUUAGACAUUGUCGAGAUCUUUUUGGGCCGAGGUGGCAUGAGCGAGAGAUUAAAGGACCAAGAUUAUGAGUUGCCGCUGAAUCGAGCUAUCAUAUACGGCCAUAUCCCCAUAUUGCAAUUUUUUCUGCAGAGAGGGGUGAAUCCCUGGUAUGCCCGUGAGGGUUACACAGCUCUGGUUGCCGCGGUAUGCGGCGGCCAUGUAGAGGUUGUUCAGCUCCUGCCGUGGGAUGCUGAGCAUCGACAUCUUCUUGACCCUGGCCGGCAGCUUCGAGAGCUCGGACAAGCGCUCUGGACUGCUGCCCACUAUGGCAAUGAAGAGCUAAUUCACUUGCUGUUGGCAGAAGGUGCUGAUGUGAAUUUCCGGAGUGAAGAUACAAUCCCGCUAGGUAAUGCAGUGAUCAAUGGUCAUUACUCCACCGCGAAACUUCUCCUUCAAGCUGGGGCCGAUCCGAAGAUGGUUGAUUGCGGUAACAUAGGACUCCUCGCGCGGGCUGCGGAGCCAAGUGUCGCAUGCUUCAUGCCGCGGGCCGAUCAGGCCCCCGUUAUUCCAGGACGCGGCUCGAACGAGCUCAUAGCGCUUCGCCAAUACUUGUUCGACGAGUUGAUUCGCAAUUUCCACCCACGGACGCUACCCGAUAGCCAUCAAGUGUUUGACGAUGCCGUGACAGCGUUCAUCAUAACGAGUAUCGCUCCCAGCGAGAAGCCUGUCGAAUCUAGUCUCCAGUACUCGCUCACAUUUCUCACUUUCAUUGUUCAAAAGUUGAAUUUGCAUAUCGAUGCACCAGAAUUGAGUAUGGAAGACAGAGAGGAGAGAGAAGGCUGUGGUGGGCCGCGUAUAUUAUCGACCGUCACUCUUCCCUAUCUUUCAAUGGUCAUCCUCGCAUAA